AUGACCGAGGAGGCCAAGUUGGCGCAGGGCUUGAAUGCAUGGCACCAGAAAUCGUCAAAACAAAAAAGAGACAUUGGCCAAGUUUUUGAAAAUGUUGUGGCUGACAGUUUGCGUAAACAACGAUCCAACAUGAAACAACUUGAGACUAUAGAAACAGCAGAAACAGCAGAAGCAGCAGAAAAAGAGCAAGAAAGAGAUGUCGAUAAUAUUGCCAUUUCUCGAGUUAAAGUCACACGACUAGGGCAAAAUGACCGAGACAAGUCCGGAAGGCGGGUGCCGUAUCAAACGGCCAAGUACUGGUAUAAUGCCGUGGCCGACGUGCGAUAUAUCAAGCGCCCGAUUUCCAGUAUGCGAGCACUUCAAUUUUUCACCCACUUGCAACUACAAAAAGAAAAACAAAAAGAAAAUGGCAAUGCUGAAUUGACUUCAGUUCAAAGAGCCAAGAUCAUCCAAAAGUCUACGAGGACAUGGGCGACGUUUCUGUCUUUUCAAAGAAAUCCAUUUUUCUUGAUGCUCGAGUCGAAUUUGUUGUUGGGGUAUGAUAUUGACCGCGAGUAUAAUCUAGUCACCGUGGAGGAGAAAGAUGGAUAUAGCUCUGUGUUGAAGAAAAGGGCAGGGAUGCCCGAGCCUCGCGGUGGUGCAACAGGUGAAACCAACAAAACCAACGGCAGCGGUUCGAGGCGAGUUUAUGGUAUUGACCAACAUGUGCCGAAGUUGAGGCUUCUUUGCAUUGAGCUGACGGGUUUCACUCUUGUUGAUGGAUUAACCGACGUCCACCUCUGGAACUAUUACUUGGGUAAGCAGUUUCGGCAACAAAAAUCGGAGAUUGAAUUGUUUACUUGGCGCAACUACCAAAGCGAUGGGGCGCAGUACGGUGAAGUUGUUCGAGAAAUCGAGAAAACUUGGUUGGAAAUGGAUAAAGCGGGAAAGGAAAAGCUACGACUCGAAUAUUUGAAUCUUCUCCAUCAGGGUAAAGACAUGUAUGAGGGUGAGAUUGUCGAAGUGGAAUUUAAAAACAAGAUGAUUCAGAACCGCGCGAGGUACGUUGCUCACAAGGUUAGAUUUGGCGACCCGUUUCUUCAACUUGACAAGGGGAACAGUAUCCGACGGACAAAUAUACUGCGACAGACACAGCUACGUCUCGUCAAGAACUUGACAGUGGGGACUAUUUCUAUAAUUGAUCAGGUCAAACCUGUACACGCUUGGAAUUUCUACAUGUUUAAGCAUUUACUGAAGUUGCAACAACGACACAGCACCACCACUAGUGACCGAGAAGGUUAUUAUCGCAAGCUAGUUGCUCGAUGGGAAAACACCCCCGAGGAGCAUGAACAAUGCGCCAAGGAAUACAAAAACUUGCUACUUUCAGGCCGCGAUAUCUACAAGGGCCGCAUAAUCCAACUUGCAUCCAGUCAAGCUGUUCACGAGAUGUGGGGACGACCAGUUCAGCAAGUUUACGAGAGCGGCCGAUCAAAGAGACUCGAGCCCCUUGCGAUGCUUGUUCAUCCUCAAACUGGGAAAGUGGAGAUCCUCAGUCGAAUAACCGCGGACCAUGCCUUCAACUACUAUUUGGCAAAGAGAUUGAACGAGUUGGACGAGACUCACAACUUGCCAAAGCGGAAUACGCUAAUACCAGACUUGGAAUUGGAGUGGCUGCGAAAGUCCAAAGACGAGAUGCAAACUUUGGCGUUGGAGUAUCGACAACUUCUCCAAAGCGGGCAGGAUUACCUCGAAGGGAAACUAGUGCCUCUUGAACAAAAACAGGAGCGGUGCGACCAAAUGAGAAUGCUACGGGGCCGUGGCACCAAAGCCGCGUUGCGAUCGCCACUGGAGACACUUUGGGCGGCGGAACAACAAGCAAAAAGGAACGGCCAGGCGUGGCAAUAUUACAAAUACGCGAGAAUACAGUUUGACCACGUCCACGACGUAGACGAAAUCACCAAGGAAUGGGAUGAGAUGAGCAUUGAUGAAAAGAAUGACGUUUACGAGAGUUAUAAAAUGUUGGAGUCGAGUGGUAAGGUGUUGAUCAACGGUGAGUUGGUCACUACCAAUAGUAGCUUGAACGCGGUGACGCUGCUGUAA
Molecule: messenger RNA, 2079 nt
Organism: Lodderomyces beijingensis
Lineage: Eukaryota; Fungi; Ascomycota; Pichiomycetes; Serinales; Debaryomycetaceae
Source: the annotation of a GenBank genome assembly